Molecule: messenger RNA, 7063 nt
Organism: Lates calcarifer (barramundi perch)
Lineage: Eukaryota; Metazoa; Chordata; Actinopteri; Centropomidae
Exons: 1
Coding region: 6007-6945 (312 amino acids)
Source: RefSeq, a predicted model, not a curated record
GAGUGAGGGCCAGCAAAUAGUUUCGAGCUUCAGGAGUUCAGUGGCUGCAGGAGAUGAUGACAGUUUUACAUUAGAGCUACAGUGAGAAACUCCAGAGCUGUGUCCCUGCAGCAUGUCAGUGGUUAUAUGAUUAUUACUGUAAAUACAUGGUGGUGGAUCAGCAACACGAUGCCACACACAGCAUGGAUGUGGUUUGGUUGCCAAUAUUUUGCAAAUUAUGCUGCACACCGGUCCCCACACCAGACUCAAACACUGAAUUCAUUAAAUUGAAUUUACAGAAAAUGUACUAUAUUGUAUAUCUUCAGUGCAGUGACAUUUUUUUUGUCCAAGUCAACAUGACACAAAUAUUCACCGUUACUAAGAUACGUGGCCCAGAUCAGCAGAGAAGUCUAUAAUUUCCACAUUAUUCCCACCGGCAAGCUUUGGUCUGAUGAUCAUGGUGAUGAGUAUGAUGAUGGUGAUGAUGAUGAAGAAGUAAUUUCUGGAAACAAGCCUCCAGGUCUUUGUGACCAGGACGUGUAUGUGCAAAUGAGUGACUCAGCGCAUGAGCUAAUUAUAGGAACCUCUCUCACUGAGCAUCAUUUUUCAUUUGGGUUGUAACUGUUGUUACAGUCAUUAUUUCACUGGAGUGUCAAGUUACAGAUGAGGUGGUGUCUCAGUCUUACCUCACUCUGUCAGCUGGCUCUGACAACCUGCUCGCUCAGCCGUUCUCCUGAAGUCUGACAGCUCAGAAGUGUUUUUUCCCUGUAUAAUAUCUGCCUGCCUGAGAGCCACUUGUUUCUCCAAGACAGUGACAAAAGCUUUCAUUUUAAUGUUGCUUGUCACAUGGAAAGUUUUCUGUUAUCAAUCUAACGUGUAUAUUUUCAUCAUAACUGGGGAUCAAACCUGCACAACCUUGUCAUGUUCAUAAACCUGGUUGUAGUUGCUCAUCCGAACCACUAGGUGUCAGCAGUAGGCUCAGUAUUAGAGAUGACCUGGCUGGUUGGAAGUCCCCAGCCAAACGGAGACAUCCCCGUCCACGGACCCUCCUCCUCCUGCUGCACUGUGUCUGCCUGUGAUUGGCUGAGCUGGCCAUCUGUCACUGCUAAUUCCCAGCGAUUUAAUUUCUAAGCUGGUGAAUAAAUUUAUCUCUCUGUCAUGCUCGAAGGCAUGAUCAGCAGGUGGGGCCAGUUUAUUUGUGUUGUUUAGAGGCUCUAAUUUAAGCCUGUGCUGCAUCGAUCGAUCUCCAUUUCCUUCCUCAGUUAAAAAAACUGAUCUGAGUUUAUGCUGUAGUGCAGUUAAAUGCCAGUGUACCACAUGGUUUUUAAGCAUGCCUCGGUGCUUAAAUGGCUGCUAACUCAAGCUGUGUUUCUCCACAAAUUCAGUUACAGUAUAUAGAUAUCAUGCCCAAGCUAUAGAGCUACUUUAUGCAGCAUUACGCACAGAGCUGGAAUACCCACAGUGAGCAGAGAAAAACUUGAAAAGCACUGACAUAAAAGCCAAGGGCAGGGCCCGUGUUUAUCUUUGGUUCUUUAGAAAAGCUCCUCAAUACGAACUUCCUUUGUCAACUUAGCAUUUUCAACAUAAUACGGUCACAGAUAGUCGUGAGGUUUCUAAGCAACACAAACUGGACUGAAUGACUCUUCAUUUUCAGUCAUUUAUAACCAGACUUGCUUGGUAAUAUAAAUAAAGUUGAGGGUUUCGGAGUUCAUUAUCCUUCUUCUGCAUAUUUUUCUGUGACGAACAUCAAAUAAUAUUUUGUAGGUUGUUUUUUACUCAGGCAUGGCAGGGAAGCUGGGUUCACCACAGAAAUUCUUUUUUAACAGUGGUCCAAAGUAAGAUUAUUCUAAUUUUCUUUUCAGUUCAGCUUUGGGAUGUAAGAACAUUAAGGUUCAGCCUGUUACAGCUACUGUAGUGCAGUUGGAGCCCCACUUAUGAUAAUUAAAAUCUUGAGAUCAGUCACUAUCGACCAAAGAGCUGCUCAACAUAUGAUCAAAAGAGCUUGUGAUAGCUCAACAUGCAGCCGUUCUGACUCGCGAAGAGCUGACACCAGGGUUCAGACGGAGGUUGCUGUCUGAUUUCCACAGCUCACGAUGGCACGUAGCCACAGUGAAGGGAUGAAAGCCUCGGGGACUUGAUUAGUGCUUUUCUCCCACUGGUUCAUGCCUUUUAUACAUGUGUUUGUGUGCAUGUUGUUCAGUUAAUGAGAGAGACGAUGGAUUUCACCACUUGAGACCAUUGCCGCCUGUUAGCGGUCUCCAUCUGUAUCUGUCUCUGUUAAGAUAUUUGCCAUACUUAAGGCGCUGUGUAUAUGUAAUGUGGUGUGAGACCUCCUCUCCUGCUGUACGGUGCAGGAUCACAUGUCAGAACCAUGUUUUCCAACUUAUGUGAUGGUGGGUGGAAGCUAAUGGAGGCUGUAAGACUGUUGGUGGUAACAGACUUUUAAAUGUGUUCAGUGGUGUAGGAGGAGAGUGGAGAAUCUUUACAUUUCUAUUUUAGGUGUACAAUAUGGAUCAAAUUCUCUGAAACUUAAAGUUUGUCUUCCUUAUCAGUUAUUUUUCCAAUUAUUUGUUCACUCUGUCAGAAAUAGACUGACUUUUACUGUUAUAUUCCAGAGAAAAUGGCAUAAAUUGUCUCAUUUAUGUUGCUGGAAUCAGAGCAUAUUUGACAUUUUUGCUUCACACAAAUUAAUCCAUCCAUUAAUAAUAAUGUCAGCACAUUACUGACCAUUUAUAGAUUAAAGAAAUCAGAUUGAAAAGGGCUAUUUGUGGCUCAUCCAGUGGAUUUAAUGCCUGUAAAAUCAUGCAGAAAUCCAGUAAAAUCCAUGUUACCAUUAAACAGUCCUUCUCAUUGAUUUUCAACAUUACCUGCAACGACCUAAUACGACCAGAGAUAUUGAAAGCUUAGCUGCUGCUGUGUGGACGGUAGAGAGAAGUUUCUAAUUUCCCACCUCUCUCGGCUCUUGAUCCUUUCACAGCCUCCAUCCAUCCCCUCCUGUUUUCUCCCUCUGUCCUUUUCAACGUUCUCUUAAUUCCCUCAUAUCUCAUCCCUCGCUCCCUCCUUCUCCUUUUCAACCCCAGAUCCAUUCAUAACCUGUGGCUCGAUGGGCAUUUAUGUUGCAGAGACGCCAACGGACUGAUUUAGAUUUGAUUUCUCUCCUGCUCACUGUGUUUUUUUUUUUUCCUCCGUCCCUGUUGCAGCCUGUCAUUCAGGGAAGCUUUUGGGUCAAGUGUGUGUGUGUGUGUGUGCAUGUGUGCAUUUGUGGCACAGAAAGCUGCUCACUAACAGCCAAGAGAGAGAGCGAGCUAGAGAGAGAGAGAGAGAGGUAGGAGUAAUGAGGAAGCGGAUAGGAGGAGGAGGAGUGCCAAGGAGGGAGGGGUGGAUUGUGAGAGUGAGAGAUCGAGCAGAAGAGAGUGUGAAGCUGCAGCAGCCGGGAGAUAAAAGCUUUUCUCUCUCUGUGCCGGCGUAUGUGAGCGAGGGAUAAAGCAGAGGAGCGAAGCCAGCCGAGGGAGAGAACGAAUCCAGGCUGCCUGCUGUCACCGGAGCUCCCGGCUUCCCCUGAUCAGCAGGCCUCAAACACCACAAACCCACAGCGGAGCAGGACAAGACACACACUCGUGGACACGUAUGCAGAAGGGCUUGCACAGCUGAUCGAAUGUUGUGGGGGGGGCCGCCCAGCCUCGCAGGCACAAACACACACACGCUCGUACUCUCUGCUGGACAGACACACACACUCGCUGUUUCUGUUGCCUGCACCGUAUCAAUUGGAUCAAUCCGGCCAUGCUUGUCUGACGGAGCCACGGUUUCUUUUUAGCCGGAGACGCCCUGGGUUGCUGCUUUUUUUGCUCCCUGCAUGGCUUUGUUGUUUAAGGGGACAUGAAGUGCGGACCCUCAUGUCCUAACCUCUGCCGCUGUGCUGCUUGGAGUUCGGGACUGUCUUUCGCUGGACGCUGAGUCCCUUUGGCUCUGUUCCAGAUACACAUCUGUACGUGAAGUAGGUCUGCUGCUAGAGCUGGAUCUUGAGCCAACUGUGGACCAGUCUCGUCCUCCAGAUCCUAUCCCAGAUGCCUCUUCCUAAUUGGAUCCAGUGGACAUGAGGAGCUAUUAAGAGACGUAAAGGCACCGGAGAGGAGAAAAAGAACCUGCCUGUUCUUUGCCUCUGCAUAAGACGUGGUCUAAAUUACCCCCUCCACCUCCUUGCAAACUGUGGAUUUUGUCAGGCUGUUGCAUCGUCGCACUGCACCACCUGAUGAAGGGGAAGCUCGUCUGAGUAACUGGCAGACUGACAGCAGGACCCGGGAGGUUUAUGAUUGGACAGUAUUAGAGCACAAUUCCCAGGCAACUCUGGUCCUCAGGGAGUCUGACAUCAAGGUGAAGGGGUGGGCAGGAGGGAGGGUGGAGAAAUCUUCACACUGGUAUCCAGGGGAGAGGCAUGUGAUGCUAAGCUGUCUGGGGAGCUUAAGGUGGAGUCUGACUGCAUUUGUCUGGCUCCAGAAUUAGACCAGUACCCUACUAAGGCACACAGCCGCAUUCUGCAGGUUUUCUGGACCACGAUGAGUUGAUUCCACAGGUACCUGGCUGCCUGUGAACUUUCCUGCCAAUCUCGUCAACGGGAGAAAUAACACCAGCUGCAUAUUGACAACAACAGUCCCUUAAGAUGAGGAGCACACACACACAUGCUGAAAGGACUGACACAUCACAUGAGACACCAGCUCAAUGAGCGGCAGAAAUCGUGGGAGGAUGAUAAGGAGGAGAAGCAUCGAGGUGGGAAUCCGAUGCUCUGAUUGAGUAUUUAACAAGCUGUCAGAGUAUUGGCUGAAUCUCCCAGCAAUCUGUGGAAGCAUUGGCUGACUGCACACUAUCUGUCACCCACAACCAAUCUGGACGCCGCGCUGCCUCGGCAGAAGGAGACACCGAGCUUGCCGUUACUACGAGGGAUAUCGACAGCAUUGGCGUUAAUACUACUUCCUCCAUGAGUACCAUGACAGAUAGGAUUCCUACUGAUCUCUGCUGUGGGGCUGACUCGCAUUACUGAUCCUACUUCCCCUCCUCUUGCACUGCAAUAACAUUACCACAGUAGGAGCAGGGGCAUCAUUAAUUCAUGAGCUCAGAUAGCUACCAGAUCUGAGAGGAGAUAGAGCUCCUGGAUCACACCAGCACUUGGAUCGGACCUCACUUUGUUGGUGGUUUGUGGAGGAUGGAGAGAGGAAUCUGAAUGGAACUGAAGGUGUUGUUUUUCUCACUUCAGGAUUAUAAUACUGAAUCAAAAAAUGAGAUGAAACGCCCAGAAAUCCUGCCGUACGUAAACGCACACACACUCAGGACUUUCACACUUUGUUCUCAUGUCACACACAGGACACAUGCAGUGUUUGUGAAGCAGCUGGAGCUUCAUUAAUGGGCGGAAUAUUGUCGGACUUUUCUCUCUCCCACACUCAUCAUCCUGCCUGACACAUUUCCUUACACCAGGUAACAGUUCACCUGCCAAAACCCUGGUGAUAAAUCAGACGCUCUGCUGACAUAACUGUGUCCUUGUGUCCUUGACUGCGACCACAAGUCUCCUGGGAACAGACCAAGUAAAACAGCCAGCUGCCCUGGACAUACAGCAUACACACACGGUUAUAUACACAUAAACACAACUGACUGCCUGAGGAAAACACUGACUUUCCCUCUCUGUGUCUCUCUUCUUCGGUGACAGCUCGUACCAUCCAUUUUUCUAUUCACCAGGUUGUAUUUAAGAUGGUGCCAUGGAAAACUGAGCUAAACCUGCUCGUUCUAACUUCCCAUUACUCGCAGGUGUCAGAUUGAUGAGGGAGCUGUCAGCUACUUGUCAGUCUGUCUGAACAUUUCCUCUCCAGUGUCUCUCUCUUUUUUGGGGGGGGGGGAUUUUUCUGGUAUUUUUCUCUCCAGCAACUGGAAUAAAUGUGCAAACCUCCAUGAACAUUCAUUUGGCUUCUCUGAUGGAUUAACUACCAGUAUUUGCUGUAGGUUUUCUUUUUUUAUACGCUGUUCUUUGUCAGCAUCAAAGACAUGGGGAACUCCAUGGGUUGUGUCAGGCCUCCUCGGGAAGGGGAACUCGGUGGAGCCCCCCCACUUUCACCAAAGAAGCGUCUACGUUUCAAACGUAAGCACAAGGGCAAGAAGAACAGGAAAGGAGAUUUGGAGGUAAAGGAUGACUACGAGCGGCAAAGAAGCCAAGAGCCCGAUGAAAGAGAGGAAGAGGACGAAGACGAGGAGGAAAAAGUUGUGGAAGCAGUAGAUUCAGAUCUUAGCAACAGAGCUAGGACUCUUAUAACAGUGCCUGACACCCUGUCAACUCAUUCCAAAACUAAUCUGCACAGCAAUACUCUGUCCCCCGGCUCUACGAGUGCCAGCGUUGGGGGCCUUUUGGGCAGCAGAUUACUUGAAGUGUCCCCCAAGCCCAGCCCAGCCUGGAAAGGGGUCUUCUGCCUUCCAGGGGAGGAAGACACCGUCAGCGCAAUCGUAGAUGUCUCCAGCAUCCCGAGCCAGACCACCACCACCACCCCGGUCAACACAGCCCCAGCCCUGGGCAGCACCACUCCAGGCGGAGGGAGGGUCUGUCGCGUUCGGGAGAAAGUCCAAGGGGUCCUGGAGAAACCUUGGAUACUCCGACAGAAGAAGGAGAGAAAAGACAGGGGGAGAGCGGAGAGAGAAGAAAGGGGGGAUGUAGGGGUAAAGGGAGGACAAGAAGGGACAUCAGGUUUGGCGAGGACGCCAUCGGAGAGGGAGCGCAAAGGUGUGGUCCACAUCCGAGAGGUGGAUGGUAAACUCUGCGUGGUGAGGACACUGUAUCCCAGCGACUAUGGCUCUCCAGUGUGGAGGGGCGAGAGCGACGGUGAAGUGGAGGUACGGAAAGAGCCCCAUGCCCCGUCUCCAGUCACAGGAAAUAUUCUCAAAGUCCUGCUGUCUGAGGAGGACAAAGUUGCAGGCCAAGAUGUCUACAGGUGAAACCCUGUCGUCCUCCUCUAAGCAGCUGCUCAAGGGAUUCAGGUUGGACUCUCCACCUCGAGCACAGGAGAGGUCGUCUCUCUUGGAGUCGGGCUACGCCAGCGACCUGCCGCUGACC